Messenger RNA from Melanotaenia boesemani (Boeseman's rainbowfish), 1047 nucleotides. RefSeq names its product trypsin-like. The record is from RefSeq and is a predicted model, not a curated record. Gene Ontology annotation, molecular function: serine-type endopeptidase activity. Lineage: Eukaryota; Metazoa; Chordata; Actinopteri; Atheriniformes; Melanotaeniidae. Gene Ontology annotation, biological process: proteolysis. The coding region runs from base 41 to 862 and encodes 273 amino acids. The transcript is spliced from 5 exons.
CCAAUAGGAAACCCCUCUACCAUCAGAUCCUUACUAUAAAAUGAUGAAGCAUCAGCCAGUGAGUCACCUGAAGAGAUCCACAUCCAGAAGAACCAUGAUGAAGCUUUGCUGUGUUCUUAUCUUGUUUCUUGCUGGCACUGCAUCAGGAAAUAUUGAGAAAAGGAUUGUUGGGAGUACAUCUUGUGGCAAGGAGAGGCAGUACCAUGUCAAGAUAGAGUCUGUUCAGGGAGGAAGGUCCUGUGGAGGAGCUCUGCUCAACACCCUCUGGGUCAUCACUGCUUCUCACUGUGCCGAACAGAAAGUGAAAGUGAAGAUUGGCGUAAACAAUGAUGUGUCAGUUUUUACGAAAUUAGCAUCUUUCAUUAAAGGAUCCUCCAAAAAGCUUGAGCAAGUCAUUACUACCGAGAAACAAUUUACCUUUAAAAACGAGGAUGGGAAGCCUCAUGACAUCAUGCUCAUAAAACUGAAUGAGGGUGUGUCUGCUCAACUUCCCACCAUCCGCCUUCCUUCAGGAGAGUGUAAAAGACCAGAAUUGAAAAAGGAUGUUAGAAUUGGAGGCAUGGGACCAAAGACAGCAGGGGCAAAACCUGAGAGCCAGGUGAGGUGUGCUACAACACAAAUGUUUGAAUGUGGUGAGAAUGAUAAACCGAGUGUUAAGUACCACAGCGACGAAACGACCACCAUGUGUGCCUUUAAGGCUGGUGUGGGGACCUGCUUUGGCGAUGGAGGCUCCGCUGUGGAGUACGAAGGCUUUUUACAUGGAAUUACUAUUAGUGAUCCUACGGAUACGUGUGCACACCACAUAGUAAUGCUGGAUAUCUGUUUCUACAUGAAGUGGAUUGAAGAAACUAUGCACAAAUAAAAGCUUAACCACACAAGUCAUGAUUAAUAAUCAUAAUCUCCUGUCAAAAUAGUUUGUUUCACUUAAAUGAAACAGAAAAUAUUAAAUUCUACUAAAAUGCAUGUAAGAUCACUGUGCUAUCUUGUGAUUUUUAGAGAAAAUAAAUAACUUUGUCCAAAUUCUUAUUUGCAUUAAUAAAAAUAGUU